Verticillium nonalfalfae is the source of this 1557-nucleotide messenger RNA. RefSeq lists its product as uncharacterized. Gene Ontology annotation, cellular component: endoplasmic reticulum membrane. The record is from RefSeq and is a predicted model, not a curated record. Gene Ontology annotation, biological process: triglyceride biosynthetic process. Gene Ontology annotation, molecular function: diacylglycerol O-acyltransferase activity. The coding region runs from base 1 to 1557 and encodes 518 amino acids. The transcript has 4 exons. Lineage: Eukaryota; Fungi; Ascomycota; Sordariomycetes; Glomerellales; Plectosphaerellaceae.
AUGAACUCGGCGACCGUCACCAGCCUGGACAGUGACAGCUCGGCUGCCUCUCAGCCCACCCGCCGACCCGUCCCUCUGCAGAAUCAGAAAAGCAACGGCACGACAUCCGAGACCCCAGCCGACGUCACCAAGGCCACCGCGGAUGAGUUGAGAAAGGCACUCCAGAAAAAGUAUCGCCAUGUCGUCGCCGUGCACUCUCAGCUACGCCCUUCAACACUGAGCCACGACUCCACUGCCGCUCCUAGUUUCCUUGGGUUCAGGAACCUCAUGGUCAUCGUGCUGGUCGUGGGAAACCUACGUUUGAUGAUUGAAAACCUGCAAAAGUAUGGCGUCUUGAUAUGUCUCCACUGUCAUGACUUUCGCAGGUCUGACAUCCUUCUUGGCCUGGGCCUCUACUUUCUCAUUCCAUGCCAUCUCUUCGCCGCCUAUCUCAUUGAACUUGUUGCCGCACACCAAGCGCGCGGCUCUCGCGUCAGGACCAAAGACGGCAGUGCGAGUCCGACCCAUGACCAAAGCGCCAGGUUCAAGUCGACAUGGAAGAUCGUCGCCUGGGCGCACGCCCUCAACAUCACGCUCGCCCUGGCGGUCACGACGCUCGUUGUUUACUUCAACAUUUACCAUCCCCUGAUCGGCACUCUGACCGAGCUCCACGCCGUCAUCGUCUGGCUCAAGACGUCCUCGUACGCCUUCACCAACCGCGACCUCCGCCACGCCUAUCUCCAUCCCGUUAAGGGUGAGCUCGACGCCAUGCCCGAGAUCUACCAAAAGUGCCCUUACCCCGAGAACAUCACGAUGAGCAACCUCGUGUACUUCUGGUGGGCGCCAACCCUCGUCUACCAGCCCGCCUACCCACGCACCGAGAAGAUUCGGUGGAUUUUCGUCGCCAAACGCCUGGGCGAGGUCUUUUGUCUGAGUGUCUUCAUCUGGUUUGCAAGCGCGCAGUAUGCUGCGCCCGUUCUUCUCAACUCGCUCGACAAGAUUGCCUCUCUUGACAUUACCAACAUUAUGGAGCGCCUCAUGAAGCUGUCGACCAUUUCCCUCGUCAUCUGGCUGGCCGGCUUCUUCGCCCUGUUCCAGUCGUUCCUCAAUGCCCUCGCCGAGGUCAUGCGCUUCGGUGACAGGUCUUUCUACGACGACUGGUGGAACAGCCCCAGCCUCGGCACCUACUGGCGCACGUGGAACAAGCCCGUCUCGCAGUACUUCCGCCGCCACAUCUACUCGCCCAUGGUCGGGCGCGGGUGGAGCCCCUUUGUCGCGAGCGUCGCCGUCUUUUUCCUCUCGGCCGUGCUGCACGAGGUGCUCGUCGGCGUCCCGACCCACAACAUAAUUGGUGUCGCAUUCCUCGGCAUGUUGCUGCAGCUGCCGCUUAUCGCCAUCACGACGCCACUCGAGAAGAUGAAGACGCCGACGGGCCGUAUGAUUGGCAACUGCAUCUUUUGGAUAUCCUUCACCAUCCUGGGCCAGCCGUUUGCGGCACUCAUGUACUUUUACGCGUGGCAGGCCAAGUACGGGAGCGUGUCGCGGCAGAUGGCGCUCACGACGCCGGGGACAUUGUGA